Molecule: messenger RNA, 2316 nt
Organism: Ectocarpus sp. CCAP 1310/34
Lineage: Eukaryota; Phaeophyceae; Ectocarpales; Ectocarpaceae
Source: the annotation of a GenBank genome assembly
UCACGAGGGAACCAAGCCCUGCUCGCAGGUCCUCUUGGCUUUCUUUCAGGUGAACACGUCCAGGGAUCCAGUAUCCGCAGCCGCCGCAGCAAUACUGCUGUAUGUACUGUGUAGACUAGUAGUAGCAGGAAAUCCAGGUUGUACCCAUCCGUUGUCCAAACAAAGAUUUGUGAUUCCGUGAGAGAAGGAGAUACCACCGCCGUCGAAGGGUCGAAGGCACUGUCUGCCAGAUGUAGGCUGUGAGAUGGAUGGAGCCACCUAUGUGUUUUUAGCCUGCCCGCCCGUGAGGGUCGUGACGAGGCCUCUUGGCAACACAGUCAAGUUUCUCCCCGGCAUAACGACAAACAUUACGGGAACCAAGCGGCGUCGACCAAAGCUUCGAGGAAGGACCGGUGGGGCACACAAGGUUCGGUCGUGUCUGAUGGUGAGAGCGCUCGCGGGGGUCGGGCGCGGCGUGACGAUGGUGGGAGAGCUCGCGGGGGUCGUGCGCAGGGUAACGAAGGUGGGAGAGCUCGCGGGGAUUGCCACUCGCGCCNAGCCGGAGCCGGAGCCCGGGCCGGAACAGGAGCCGGGAACCACUCAGGGCGGGCGGUCGUGGUCGCAACAGGGGGGAACAGGAGUAACGGAAGUCCAACCAAGGAAACAGGCAAGCGCGCAACUUUCAAGGAGGGCCAGCAGGGCUCUUCUCUCGUUACUGGGCCGGACCAGAUCCCGUUUGCCAGAUCCAUCGGGAAGGACUCACGCCUACAGCAGCAAGUUUCUCCCCGGCACAACGACAAACAUUACGGGAACCAAGCGGCGUCGACCAAAGCUUCGAGGAAGGACCGGUGGGGCACACAAGGUUCGGUCGUGUCUGAUGGUGAGAGCGCUCGCGGGGGUCGGGCGCGGCGUGACGAUGGUGGGAGAGCUCGCGGGGGUCGGGUGCAGGGUAACGAAGGUGGGAGAGCUCGCGGGGAUUGGCACUCGCGCCAACGCCGGAGCCGGAGCCGGAGCCCCCGGAACGGCCGUCGCGACCAUCGCCGGGAUGGCGGACAUGACAGGUCGUCGUCGUCUCGACUCACCAGCAGCCGGAGCCGGAGCCCGGGCCGGAACAGGAGCCGGGAACCACUCAGGGCGGGCGGUCGUGGUCGCAACAGGGGGGGACAGGAAGAACGGAAGUCCAACCAAGGAAACAGGCAAGUGAUGUGUGAUCGGGACGAUUUUCGUAGCUCGGGAUUGUUGGGAGAAGACAAAGAAGCUUCGGAGGACUAUUCUCUUGGUUUUUCCCCUCACGCUCCUCGUGCGCCUGCUGGUAGAGCCGCCCCUUCCAUGCAUUCUCUGGCGUUCAAGUUAGCCAACAUGCAACUCCGAGAUCAUUCAGUUGCUGUGAAAGGUUCUGUCCCGCCCCUUGUUGUUCAAGACCCCCCCGUGCCUUCCAUGCUUCCGAGAGACCGUGCUGAUUCGCCACACCGUAUGCCCUCACAAGCGUCUACUUCCGCUUCCCGUACUGAAAUGAUGUUGGAACAAGUACUUUCGCUCCUUCAAUCCCAAACGCCGGGCCAUGUUGUGGAUGCCGACGCCAACGCCGAUGUGCAACCGCUUGCGCCUCAACCAGCACCUAGACCGCCGCUUGCCUCAUCUAUUUCGCCACGAACGGAGUUGGUCCCGGGGCGGGGCCAUCCUUCGAUUUUUUCUGACGCUACAGUAGGCACAGGGACACCUGCAGGACUCGCAUCCAUCAAGGCGCAGGAGGCACCGCGUUCGGAGGAGAAGAUGGCGGUUCCAGUCGCCGCGGCCUCCCUCUCGCAACCUUUGCAGGAGCCCCCCCCCCCCUUUCAGCGUGUGUCUCUUACGUCUCAACCCGUCCUUACAGCUGACACCGUUGUCUCGAGGCCGGGGCCAGGCGCAUCGUUGCAGGCCCGGGACGACGCUGGUUUGCCUCUCUCUUCCACGGGAGCACGAGCGAGCCGAGACCCUUUGGAUGCUGCGGACGCCUCUGCAGCGGAGGCUGACAUCAUUCGCAUUCAAGACAAGAUGGACAAGCUCAAGCCGGAUUCCCUUGACAGUAUUACUCGCUUGCCCCUUGGCCCCGACCCUGAUGAAUUUGCUCGCUUCGCGUCUAGCUGCCAGGCGGUGGUCAUCGAAAUUCUCGACAAAAGCGAUGUCAAGAAACAGCAGACUUUCACCUCCCCCACCUGGGUCCGCGGAUGGCUUCCUUUGUUGCGCAAACGUGUUCGCUCUGCGGUUCUUGAAGGCCAAACCACCAACCGUGCCACCAUGGAAUUCCUCGAUGCCACCUUUCAGCAGGUAGAAAAUCAUCUGCGCAAGGAACCUUGG